Choloepus didactylus (southern two-toed sloth) is the source of this 1464-nucleotide messenger RNA. RefSeq names its product cyclin B1 (gene CCNB1). The coding region runs from base 96 to 1397 and encodes 433 amino acids. Gene Ontology annotation, molecular function: cyclin-dependent protein serine/threonine kinase regulator activity. The record is from RefSeq and is a predicted model, not a curated record. Gene Ontology annotation, cellular component: nucleus; cyclin B1-CDK1 complex; mitochondrial matrix. Gene Ontology annotation, biological process: regulation of cyclin-dependent protein serine/threonine kinase activity; mitotic cell cycle phase transition; mitotic metaphase chromosome alignment. Lineage: Eukaryota; Metazoa; Chordata; Mammalia; Pilosa; Megalonychidae. The transcript has 9 exons.
CGGCUGUUUCACUGUGGUGUUUCUGGUCCCCGGUUCGUCGGGGUUCUCGGAUUCUGCUUCUCCCCUCUGAACUGCUGCCUGGUGAAGAGGAAGCCAUGGCGCUCCGAGUCACCAGGAACACGAAAAUUAAUACUGAAAAUAAGACGAAGAUCAGUAUGGCAGGCGCAAAGCGAGUGCCUUUGGCCGCUGCUGCAGCCUCCAAGACCGGGCUGAGGCCAAGAACAGCUCUUGGAGACAUCGGUAACAAAGUCAGUGAACAACCACAGGCCAAAAUGCCUCUGAAAAAGGAAUCAAAAACUUCAGCUGUUGGGAAAGUUAUUGCUAAAAAACUACCCAAACCUCUGGAAAAAGCAGCUUUGCCUGUGUCAGAGCCAGAGCCAGAACCAGAACCAGUACCAGUACCAGAAUCAGAGCCCGAGCCCAUUAAAGAAGAAAAAGUUUCGCCUGAGCCUAUUUUGGUGGAUACUCCCUCUCCAAGCCCAAUGGAAACAUCUGGAUGUGCCCCUGCAGAAGAAUAUCUGUGUCAGGCUUUCUCUGAUGUAAUUCUUGCAGUAAAUGAUGUUGAUGCAGAAGAUGGAGCUGAUCCAAACCUUUGUAGUGAAUAUGUGAAAGAUAUCUAUUCUUAUCUGAGACAACUUGAGGAAGAGCAAGCAGUCAGACCAAACUACCUACUGGGUCGGGAAGUCACUGGAACCAUGAGAGCCAUCCUAAUUGACUGGCUGGUACAGGUUCAGAUGAAAUUCAGGUUGCUUCAGGAGACCAUGUAUAUGACUGUUGCCAUCAUUGAUCGGUUCAUGCAGAAUAAUUGUGUGCCCAAGAAGAUGUUGCAGCUUGUUGGUGUCACUGCCAUGUUUAUUGCAAGCAAAUAUGAAGAAAUGUAUCCUCCAGAAAUUGGUGACUUUGCCUUUGUGACUGACCAUACUUACACUAAGCACCAGAUCAGACAGAUGGAAAUGAAGAUUCUAAGAGCUUUAAACUUUGGUCUGGGUCGCCCUCUGCCCCUGCACUUCCUUCGGAGAGCAUCCAAGAUUGGAGAGGUUGAUAUUGAGCAGCAUACUUUGGCAAAAUACCUGAUGGAACUGACUAUGUUGGACUACGAUAUGGUGCACUUUCCUCCUUCUCAGAUUGCAGCAGGAGCUUUCUGCUUAGCACUGAAAAUUCUUGAUAAUGGUGAAUGGACACCAACUCUACAGCAUUACCUGUCAUACACUGAAGAAAUCCUUCUUCCUGUUAUGCAGCACCUAGCUAAGAAUCUACUCAUGGUGAAUCGUGGGCUUACAAAGCACAUGACUAUCAAGAACAAGUAUGCCACAUCUAAGCAUGUUAAGAUCAGCACUCUAGCACAGCUGAAUUCUGCAAUAGUUCAAGAUCUAGCCAAGGCUGUGACAAAAGUGUAACUUAUGAAUUUGAGUUAUUGUACUUUAAUAUUUGCAAAUAAAAUUGGCACUAUGUGCUUUCUGUACA